AUGGUUGAUUGGGGGGCCAUCCAGGAAGAGAGUAUGCAGAACGAAGAAUUGAAGAAGGUCAGGGAAGGUUUGAUGAAGGGCAGUAGCAAUCAUUCAGGGUACUAUCUGGAGGAAGAGAGGCUACUAUACCAGGGAAGGUUUGUGAUGCCACGAACAUCAGUACACAUCCCUCACAUAUUGCAGAAAUUCCACGGCAGUGCAGUUGGGGGUCAUUCAGAAGUACAUAAGACAUAUAGGAGGUUGGCAUUGGAGCUCUACAAGAAGGGGAUGUAUAAGGAUGUUGAGGAGAUGGUGGCAAGGUGUGAGGUGUGUCAGAGAAAUAAAUACAUGGCCAUGGCACCAAGGGGACUUCUCCAACCAUUAGCACUGUUGACGAAUAUUUUCGCAUCGACUCGACCCCUAUUGAGCCCGACAAAGCUCGAUCGCGCUCGAUCAACUCAAUUGAUCAUCAUCGAGGUGAAAUUAAUCCGAAUUAUGCCUCAAAUUUAA
Dendrobium catenatum is the source of this 489-nucleotide messenger RNA. RefSeq lists its product as uncharacterized. Lineage: Eukaryota; Viridiplantae; Streptophyta; Magnoliopsida; Asparagales; Orchidaceae. The transcript has a single exon. Bases 1 to 489 code for a protein of 162 amino acids. The record is from RefSeq and is a predicted model, not a curated record.